Torulaspora delbrueckii is the source of this 1023-nucleotide messenger RNA. It is a transcript of the gene MTF1, whose product is annotated as RNA polymerase specificity factor. The transcript has a single exon. Gene Ontology annotation, cellular component: mitochondrial DNA-directed RNA polymerase complex; mitochondrial matrix. Bases 1 to 1023 code for a protein of 340 amino acids. Lineage: Eukaryota; Fungi; Ascomycota; Saccharomycetes; Saccharomycetales; Saccharomycetaceae. Gene Ontology annotation, molecular function: mitochondrial transcription factor activity. Gene Ontology annotation, biological process: transcription initiation at mitochondrial promoter. The record is from RefSeq and is a predicted model, not a curated record.
AUGAGUUUACCAGUGAGAAGUUUAAAGGAACUAAGCAAAAUAAAACAUUGGUAUGGUUUCAAGUACCUGUUGAACCCGGAAGUACAUCAGGCGAUAUUCGACAAACUACGGCUUGAAGAUACAUAUCGAGAUACUACCAAAUUCAAAGUCCUUGAUUUAUAUCCUGGACCCAGUCAACAGUCUGCUAUUUUUUAUAAUAGAUUUAAACCACAACAGUAUGUUUUGAUGGAAAGCAGAGCUGAUUUUUUGACACAGUUAAAGAAGGAAUAUAGUAACUCUCCAAUAGAUGUUAUUGAGAAGGAUCCGUACGAUUGGUCAUCGUAUGUUGAUUUAAUAGAUCAAUCAAAAAAACUCCAGGUCGAAAAGCAAUCGCUAGAUCAUAUCAAUGAUAGUUUUCUCACAAUUGGAAAUCUUACGAAUCCAGCCCAUGAGGGCCUCUUAAUGCAAUGGUAUUCAUGCAUUGGGAAUAGAAAUUGGCUUCAAAGAUUUGGUCGUGUUAAAAUGCUACUUUGGGUGCCAACUUCGUCGGCCGUUAAAUUACUGGCGAGACCUGGCUCGAUUUCAAGAUCUAAAUGUUCGGUCGUCCGAGAGGCAUUCACAGAGACUAACUUGGUGGCAUUGUCCGAUACCGAGGAAGUCAAAUUAUUUGAUGACAGUGUUAUUACGGCUAAUAAUCCCAUAAUAAUAUCUGACACAGACAUCUGGCAAAUACGUGAUAAGGGAAUUUCCCUACUAGAGAUUAACCCUACUGCGCACCAUAUAGACUUGGAUAACUGGGAAUACGUCACUAAACAUCUACUAAUCUUGAAGGGAACACCACUGAUAGACGCCCUAGAAUCUCUUGGACAUGGUGCCAAAGACUACUUCAAAGACAAGAUUACCAAUCAAGAUCUUUUGAACAAGUCACCAAAUAAGCUGACUAAUGAGGAAUUUAUCUAUCUUACUGAUUUAUUUGCCAAAUGGCCAUUCAAACCUGAUAUCUUUAUGGAUUUUGUAGAUAUCUAUCAGGAUGAUAGCUUUUAA